Molecule: messenger RNA, 2397 nt
Organism: Perkinsus marinus ATCC 50983
Lineage: Eukaryota; Perkinsozoa; Perkinsida; Perkinsidae
Exons: 1
Coding region: 1-2397 (798 amino acids)
Biological process (GO): RNA processing
Molecular function (GO): ribonuclease III activity
Source: RefSeq, a predicted model, not a curated record
AUGGCCACUUUGGCCGACUGCUGGGAAGACGGCAUUGAUUCAGCUGAUGACGAUUCAGACAGCGAAAUCCAACCCAGAGUCGUUAUCGGUCGAGAAGGUGUGCGGAUUUCCUGUCGUCAUGCCAAGGGUACUUUGCAUGAGUUUGCAUCUUCCCUCACGGCUACUGAUGAGUUCUUCACCCCCACUCCGAUAUUCUUCGGCGAGAAGAGGGAUGAGAGCUUCCGUGCUACAGUCAUAUUGCCAUCAUCUGUUCGUCCACCAAUAGCCAGAUGGGCGAUGAGCCGUUGGCAUGCUACCAAGGGCAGGGCUAUUCGAGAGGCCAGCGCCAGACAGUUGGAGAAGCUGGCGGUGCUACCGUGGGUGACACCUCAGUUCAAAAACAUGUAUGCUGUUGGCAAGGCCGAUGGCGUUAACGAGGACCUGCUUCCCCCGGGUGACCUUCUCGACUUGGCCGCCCACCAGUUGACUGAACGAAGAGGGGAUGUGGCGCCAGCGUUGGUGAAACCUACCGAUGAUAACUCGGUUAUGUAUGCCUAUCAAUUGAGGGUUCAGUGGCACAACGCUGGGAUGGAGAUCCCUGAGCGCCUUGGUAACUGGAGAGAGUUGACGCGGAAGCGGGUGGCUGCUAUCGAGAAACUCCGCAUCUUGACUCCGGAGCCUCUGGUGGGAAGAGUGAUCGAGGCUGUGAAAGAAAUACCAAUUUCGGCCAGCGGCUUGGGGAGGUCAGACUCGAGACUUGGCACGGUGAAGGUUACACUUACCCCAGAAGGAGCUGUCAAUGUCACUGGAGACUUUAUGAACACUAUAUGGGCAUUCCAUCGACAGGUUUUCGCCAAGGUGGAUGGGGGUGCUGUCGUCGAUAGUUGGUCACAGUGUCAGGCCGAUCGCCCCUUCUAUAUAGUUUCUGCUAGCACCGGGGAUAUGGUGGAGAUGGCUCGAAUCCUGGAUGCCUUCCAGGACGACCCUCGCCUACUUGUUGAGAUUGGCCUGACUGUAUCAGAAUUGGCGAGAGUCGAAGCUUCCCCACUCAGCCGAACUCUUGCUGCCGUACCACUCCAUCUGCUAUUCGAAGCCCUUACCCCGAAGCAAUGCGAGAUGAUGAUCGAUUCUGAAAAGCACGAACCUCUGGGAUGUGCCCUGCUGGAAAUACUGGCCUCCGAGUAUGUAUGGGCUGACCAGUUCGAUGAAGGAGAGGCGGCUCUCGAGGGCAAGUUGACUGAGGAACGCCAGGCGUACGUCCUUAGAGAGCGCGUCGCCUAUCGAGGUUUGAUGUCCACGGUGUGCUCAGCUAUGCAAUGGCGUGACCAGCAGUCGUCUCCGCUGCCUGGCUAUCAAGUCGCUGACGGCUCUGCUCAGCCUGUCUUGGAAGGGGCCGCGAGAGACAGGGCCACGGCGUUCUUGAAUGCGUUGAGGACAUCAACCACCUCUCUCGUUGGUGUAGUCUUUGGUGAGGCUGGCUGGAGGGCUGGAAUUGCUCUCCUCCGCCGUCUAGAGCUUAUACCCGAGGACGAAGUUGGCGAGCUUGUUCCACACUCAGCUGUUGGUGGACGGGCCGAGGUGGACGCGAUGGGGUUGCCCCAGGACAUACCGCCCAUGGUCCGAGACUAUCUGCUGCGCCCUCCCGUGACCUACGACACUCUAUUGAUUGCAAAUGGCCUCAACGUGCCUCCUAUUGGUGGAUAUGAGUUCAGGCGUCAUCCUUGGUUACUCAUGGAGGCCUUCACACAUGCCAGUGUUGCUGCUGUGAGUCCAUCUUACUCGAAUGAGCGUCUCGAGUGGAUCGGUGAUGCCGUCCUCGGGGCGGUGGUGUGGUCCAAGCUGUAUGAAGAAGGAAGAGCUACGCUCAGUUCCUUCAUCGACUAUACCUGCAACUUCCACUUGGCGAGGGUUGCCGUUCUCAAGUUGGGAGCGCAGAAUCGUAUCAACGUACUCUCAGUCGCGUUGCAAAGUGCCAUCGGCCGUUACGUCAGAGAGCUCCACCACGACGAGCAACCUGUUCCCAAGGGGCCCAAGGCCCUGGCCGACUGUGUUGAGGCUAUCAUUGGCGCCAUCUGGUUGGAUGCGGGUGGUUCAACUGGUGAGGGCUGGGAUGCGGCCGCAAGGUUCAUCAGAGAUAACGUCUUCUCCCUUGAGCUUGCCGAGAGGAGGCCAGCGCCGCGGGGGGGUCCAGGUGAUGACGGACCGCCUGAGGGGAGGAGGAGGAGAAGGGCCCGUCGGAGGCGUAUACCUGGUCUACAAGCUGAUGACUCCGGUGGGCAGACGCCGAGUACCUCAAGUAGCACUCCUGCCCGAACUAGAGCCCACUUGAAUCGCAAUGAUCAGGCUGUGUUCGUUAGAGAUCUUGUGGCCAGGCUAGGGAACGUCGAAGAGUUACUGAGACAACUGCCGGGUUCUUGA